Amphiprion ocellaris (clown anemonefish) is the source of this 1569-nucleotide messenger RNA. It is a transcript of the gene tmem97, whose product is annotated as transmembrane protein 97. Lineage: Eukaryota; Metazoa; Chordata; Actinopteri; Pomacentridae. Gene Ontology annotation, cellular component: endoplasmic reticulum. Bases 83 to 616 code for a protein of 177 amino acids. The transcript is spliced from 3 exons. The record is from RefSeq and is a predicted model, not a curated record.
GGAACAGGCGUUUUGUGACACUGCUGCUGCGAACUUAGACCUCUUUUCUAUUGUGUCAUUUGUGCUGAAGAAGUCCGAGAUAAUGACUCUCCGUGUGUUAGAAAUAAUCUUUUUCUUCUACUUUGCCUCUCACAUUCCCAUCACCUUAUUUAUUGACCUCCAGGCGCUGCUGCCUGGACAUGUGUAUCCACAGCCGCUCAGAGACUUGCUGAGGUGGUACGCAGAGGACUUCAGAGACCCCAUGGUGCUGGACCCUCCUCACUGGUUCAAGUCCUUUAUUUACUGCGAGGCUUUGCUUCAAACUCCGUUCUUCCCCAUCGCAGCUUACGCUUUUCUGAAAGGCGGCUGUAAGUGGAUCCGGACUCCUGCCAUUAUAUAUUCUACACAUGUGGCCACCACGCUGAUCCCAAUCUUAGCCCACAUCCUCUUCUACCAGUUCCCUGAGAAACCCCACCCUGGUCCCCAAACUCAGCAGCAGCGCUGGAUGCUGGUCUCCAUAUAUGCUCCGUACCUUGUGGUGCCUGUGCUGCUGCUCCUCACCAUGCUGCUGUCCUCAACGUACAACUCACCUUCCAAGCCUGGAAGCAUGUCAGCCAAAGCCAAGAAGAAAAAGUGAAGCAUUACCACACUACUGAUGUCUAAGUAAUUCUGAUUUUCUACAUUUCUGAAUGAAGCAGUUGAAUGUGGCAAUUAUGUUUAUGCAAGAGGCUGUACAACCUCACAACUCAUUAUCAGGGAAAAACUGCCAUUGUUAAACCAGAAUGAGCACUUUUAAUGUUUUUGGUUUAAAUUAAAUCCCUGUUUCUUAAAUGUGUUUUACCACUGCUGUGUAUUACAGUUUUUCUCAGUCGCUUUGGUACAUUUCUCAGAUCAGAAUUGAAAUUCUCAAAACUACUUGUUCAAUCUUCACAUCAUUGUGUCACUUGUGCACAUCAAAAAAGCCCUUUCUCAUUUCUUUGAACAUGUUGCAAAUGCUUUGGUCCAUCCAUGCAAAUUAUUAUGUGCAAUUCUCUGCUGUUUCCUACAUUAUCAAUUGCUUGUGUCACAUGUUGAUCAAAAUGUAUUGUAAUGGGUCUCUGUUGAAUAGUGUCACCCCCACAACAUUUAGGCAUUAGUUCAUCACGUAAGUCUUUACAUGCAAAAUGGUUGAACAAGUUGUCAUAAUAUGUCAAGGAUAUUUCUAUACAUUUCCAUUAGGCUUUUUUUCUAAAUCUGUCCUGAAUUGGUAAAUUGCUCCCAGGUGAAUCUUGACUUUCUCUAAUGAAGGGAAAUGUGUGAAGGGUUCGGGUUUUCUGAAAUCGCUCAAAGACACAAGAGAAGAUAUUUAUGAUGUGGAUGAGAAUUUGUGGCCCAACAGACAGGAAUGUCAGGAGGUGUAGGAAGACUGCACUGUAAUUCCUACAGCACUGCAUGUACAGUUUUCCCUAAGGAGAUUGUUCUAUGUUCACAUUUCUACUUUUGUUUUUUGUUUUUUUUCGUGGUUCUAUGCAGCGCUGUUUUCCUUUCUGUUUCACAAUGACAUGGUCUGUCAACAACUUACAAUACAAACAGUAAAAGCGUAAAUGUGAA